ACCUUCUCAUUUCUGACAUCCUUCAGUUCUGCUGCAUGAUCGUUUGGGUGGCACCAAAUAUUCGUGGACAGAUAUCUGACAUCUUCUUAUAUAUUCACUUCUCUGCUCUGUUUGCCAGUAUUUGCUUCAUGGUCUGCAUCUCCCUGGAAAGGUAUUUGGUCAUCGCCCACCCACUGUGGUACCGCUUCAGACGAACCAUCAAGACCUCUGUGGUGGUCAGUGUCCUGGUCUGGGUCCUGCCACUUCUCUUUUUGUUCAUUUGUUGGCUUUAUGGUGUGAAUCUACACACACUCUUCACUGUCCUCCUCGUCCUCCUCCUCCUUCCCUUCCCUCUGUUAAUAUUCUCCCUGGUUGGGACCCUCAAAGCCCUGUCUGCUUCCAUCUCGGUCCCCUCUGAUGAAAAACGACGAAUUGUGGGAAUUUUGGUUCUGGUGCUGCUUAUUUACACUCUGCUGUUCCUGCCCACGAUCAUUUUGUUAUUGGGAGGAUAUCACAGGACCCUAGAACUCCUGUAUCUCAUCUUCAUCAGGUUGAAUCCUCUUGCAGACUUGUUCCUGUAUGUGUUCAUGAGGAAAGGGUUCAUAGACAAGCUUUUGGCCUCUGUGUGUUGCUGCAGAAUGGACAGCAAUGAUAUCAGCAGUCCAUCAGUAUGAAUGAUGACAACAUUUCCACAGUCAGCUUCAUGUAUGCAGAGAAAGAGGGA
Messenger RNA from Micropterus salmoides (largemouth bass), 703 nucleotides. RefSeq names its product G-protein coupled receptor 4-like. NCBI's taxonomy places the organism in Eukaryota, Metazoa, Chordata, Actinopteri, Centrarchiformes, Centrarchidae. Gene Ontology annotation, biological process: positive regulation of Rho protein signal transduction; phospholipase C-activating G protein-coupled receptor signaling pathway. The transcript is spliced from 2 exons. Gene Ontology annotation, molecular function: G protein-coupled receptor activity. Gene Ontology annotation, cellular component: membrane. The record is from RefSeq and is a predicted model, not a curated record. The coding region runs from base 36 to 653 and encodes 205 amino acids.